This is a messenger RNA of Ipomoea nil (Japanese morning glory), 4095 nucleotides long. RefSeq lists its product as uncharacterized. Lineage: Eukaryota; Viridiplantae; Streptophyta; Magnoliopsida; Solanales; Convolvulaceae. Gene Ontology annotation, biological process: telomere maintenance; DNA repair. The record is from RefSeq and is a predicted model, not a curated record. Gene Ontology annotation, molecular function: DNA helicase activity. The coding region runs from base 1 to 4095 and encodes 1364 amino acids. The transcript has 8 exons.
AUGGAAGACAAAGAAAUUCGAAGGCCUUUAGCAAAUUUGUCAAAUGUUAGUACACCACAGUCAUGCGUUGUGGAUCAAGGCGGGUUGUCGCAAAAUAUGGAAAUGCAACGUCGAUUGAUGGCAGAUUUUGAUAACGUGGUCCAUGAUACUACCUCAAAGCUGACAAUUCGUACUGAUUAUUACGGUGAUGUUGGUGAUCAAAUGUAUUCCUGUCAGCACUGUGGAGCUAUGUUUUGGUUAGAGGAGCGCGUUAAUAAAUCAGCCGGUGUUCGGAAUCCAAAAUAUUCACUAUGUUGCAGUCAUGGAAAGAUCAAGUUGGCACCUACAUAUUGUCCACCUCCUGCAAUAGGGCAAUUGUUCUUUAACCAAGAUCAAAAGAGUUCACAUUUCUUGAAAAAUAUUCGGUCCUUUAACAAUAUGUUUUGCUUUACUUCCAUUGGUGGCAAAAUUGACAGAGCAAUUAACAAUGGUAGUGCACCACCAGUCUUUAGACUACAUGGUCAAAAUUUUCACUUGAUGGGCAGCUUGCUACCAGUAGCUGGCGAUCGUCCAAAGUUUGCUCAAUUGUAUAUUUAUGAUACUGAGAAUGAGAUCAACAAUCGUCUAAGUGCACUUGGGGAUGAUGAUUCUACGACUACAUUGCAUUGUGAAAUUGUUAAAGACAUUAAGGAUGCAUUAGAUGAGAAUAAUGUUUUGGUCAAGAGUUUUCGCAUGGAAAAAAUGGAGAUGGAAAGUAAUCCUACAAGAGAUAUUAAAAUAAAACUCAUCGGAAGGAGGAACAAAGAUGCAAGGACAUAUAACUUGCCACAGGUUGGAGAAGUGGCUGCUCUGAUUGUUGGUGAUUUAGAUCCAAACAUGGGGGAACGAGAUAUAUUGGUGGAAUCUAAAGCUGGUCAUUUUCAAAGAAUAACUGAAUUACAUCCAUCUUAUCUACCAUUGCAAUACCCAUUACUCUUUCCUUAUGGUGAAGACGGUUACAGAGAAGACAUACAGUUUAACAAUGUUGCAGGUCAGAGUUCGAAUGCAAGAAGUAAACUUAGUCCCAGGGAGUAUUUUUCAUUCCGUUUGCAAGAUAGGUUCAACGAAAUGUCAACAUUGCUUUAUUCUAGAAGGUUGUUUCAGCAAUAUUUGGUAGAUGCUUAUACCAUGAUAGAAUCAGGACGCUUGGUUUAUAUUAGGACUCAUCAAAAGUCACUGCGAUGUGAAUCAUAUAAAUGUUUGACAGAUGCGUUAACACGUGGUGAAGUAGAUCCUACAGCCCAAGGAAAGCGUAUCAUUUUGCCAUCGAGUUUUACCGGAGGAGCAAGAUAUAUGGUGCAAAAUUAUCAAGAUGCAAUGGCAAUUUGUAGAUGGAUUGGUUAUCCAAGUCUAUUUAUUACAUUCACAUGUAAUCCCAAGUGGCCUGAGAUUGAAAGGUUUUUACAACCAAGAAAACUCAAAUCUGAAGAUAGACCAGAUAUUAUUUGCCGUGUGUUUAAAAUGAAAUUAAACGCACUGAUAAAAGAGAUCCAGAAAGAAAACAUUUUUGGAGUUGUUGAUGCAGUAAUUUACACAAUUGAAUUUCAAAAAAGGGGAUUGCCACAUGCUCACAUUUUAAUAUUCUUGGCAAAGAGCAACUCUUAUCCUACUGCAAAAGACAUUGAUAUGAUAAUAUCUGCUGAGAUCCCAAGUGAAUUGUGCGAUCCAGAAUAUUACAAAGCUGUGGAAGAAUUUAUGAUGCAUGGUCCAUGUGGUGCAGCGAGGAAGAAUUCACCUUGCAUGGUAAAUGGUAAGUGCUCUAAAUUCUACCCGAAAAAAUUUGUUGAAAGCUCUACAGUGGAUUUUGAUGGAUAUCCAAUAUAUCGCCGUAGAGAUAAUGGUUGUAAAAUAAGGAAAAAUGGAAUUGCCCUUGAUAGUAGAUAUGUAGUUCCACACAAUAGACAUUUGCUGAUGAAGUACAAAGCUCAUAUUAAUGUGGAGUGGUGCAACCAAUCUAGAUCAAUAAAGUACUUAUUCAAGUACGUGAACAAGGGUAAUGACAGGGUCACAGCUGAAUUUUACAAUAGUGCGGUUGAAGAAUCUACUGGAAAGGUUAUAGAUGAAAUCAAGAUGUACUAUGACUGUAGAUAUAUUUCGCCGUGUGAGGCCGCUUGGAGGAUAUUUGCAUUUGACAUACAAUUUAGGAAUCCAUCUGUUGAGCGUUUGAGUUUCCAUCUUCCAAAUGAGCAUUCAGUAAUAUUUCACGAUGAUGAUUUGGUGGAUGAUGUUGUAAAUCGACCAACAGUAGCACAAAGCAUGUUCACUGCAUGGCUAGAGGCGAAUAAAAGUUAUGCAGAGGCGCGGCAGUUGACUUAUUCACAGAUGCCCACUAAAUUUGUUUGGAAGAAAGAUAAAAGAGAAUGGCAUCCAAGGCAGAGGAAUUGGGCAAUUGGUCGAAUCUUUUAUGUGCCCCCAUACAGUGGUGAAAUCUUUUAUUUGAGAUGUUUACUUAACAUUGUUCGGGGACCAACGUCAUUUGAUGAUAUUAAAAAAGUGGAUGGCGUACAAUAUAAUUCAUUUAGAGAUGCAUGUUAUGCACGUGGUUUAAUUGAAGAUGAUAAAGAGUAUGUCGAUGCAAUCAGUGAGGCAGCAGUUUGGUCUUCGGCACAUUCCUUAAGAAAAUUGUUUGUUACACUAUUGACAUCCAAUGCAAUGUCAAAGCCAGAAGAUGUGUGGGAGCUGGUCUGGCAUUACUUAUCAGAUGAUGCUGAAUUUACGUGUAGAAGAAACCUCUCAACUUCAGAUCUAAUUCUCAAUGAUUCUCAAAAAAAGAAUUAUGCAUUGUUUGAAAUGGAGAAGUUGUUGAAUGCUUGGAACAAAUCUCUAGCAGACUAUCCACCGAUGCCAAUGCCAGAUCAAAACGGUGAUUUGUUUCAGGGAAAUAGGUUGUUGUUCGAGGAAAUGUCAUAUGAUAGGGAAGCUCUAAGGCAUGAACAUGAUUCUUUGCUUCAGAAACUAAUUGAGGAACAGUUACUCAUCUAUAAUAAGGUGGUUGCAGACGUCCAGUCAGAGAUGGGUGGCAUGUACUUUGUGUAUGGUUAUGGUGGUACAGGCAAAACCUUUUUGUGGAAGACACUUUCAGCAGCUCUAAGGUCCAAAGGUGAAGUUGUAUUAAAUGUUGCGUCAAGUGGUAUAGCUUCAUUACUUCUGCCUGGUGGAAGGACUGCACACUCUAGAUUUGCUAUACCAAUUUCUGUUAAUGAAGAUUCCACUUGCAACAUUAAGCAAGGAAGUCCACUGGCUGAAUUGAUCAUCAAAGCCAAACUUAUUAUUUGGGAUGAAGCACCGAUGAUGCACAAACAUUGUUUUGAAGCAUUAGACAGGACAAUGCGAGAUUUAAUGCGUUUCACAAAUCGUAGGAGUUCAACGAUGACCUUUGGAGGUAAAACAGUUGUUUUGGGGGGAGACUUUAGACAAAUUCUUCCAGUUAUUCCAAAAGGUACUAGACAAGAUAUAGUACAAGCCAGUAUUAAUUCUUCUUACUUGUGGAAUAAUUGUGAAGUUCUUCGUUUAACGAAGAAUUUAAGAUUGCGAAGUAUUAGUGAUGAAGAGGAGGUUGAGAAGUUAGAUUGUUUUGCCAAGUGGAUUGCAGAUGUAGGUGAUGGAAAUCUUGGGGAAGACAAUGGUGUUGAUUGCAAUAUAUUGAUUCCUUCAUCCUUUGUAUUGGAAAAUGAGGGCGAUCCCAUUAGACAAAUUGUUAACAGCACAUUUCCUGAUUACCAUUCUGGAAACAUGGAUGCAAGACAACUCGAGAGUAGAGCUAUUCUGGCCCCAACAUUAGAUGUUGUAGACGAAGUGAAUGAAUACAUGAACGGUAUGAAUCAAGCCUCAUCAAUAAUAUAUUUGAGUUGUGAUUCUCUUUGCAAGUCAGAGGCAAAUGUUGAUAUGCAAUCUGAGAUCACUCACUGGGACUUUGCAAUGGUACAAGGAGAAGAGAUGGUAUGGUCGCGGGCUCACAGCAAUUUUGAGAGAAGAAUAGAUGGCGACAAUGAUUUUGGGAGAAGAACAGAGGCAUCGGUGGAGCUUGGCAGUGGCGGUAGAGGUUGUAGUGGCGGUGGCGUCGUGGAGAAGGAGUAG